UCCUCCUUCUCCUCUUCCUCCUCUUUCUCUUCCUCCUCCUCCUCCUCCUCCACCUCCUCAUCUUCCUUCAGAACAGAGCUCAGUUUCUACCAGAGCUCCUUCUUGACCUCCGCUGCCUCAGCUUCCUGCAGACCCGCUCAUAACCUGCCAAUGGAGAAGGCCCUGAGCAUGUUCUCUGAGGAUUUCGGCAAUUUCAUGAGGCCCCGGACUGAGCCCCUGGGCUUCCCAGCCCGAACUGGGAACACUGGCAACAUCAAGGCCCUGGGGGACACCUACCAGUUUGCAGUUGACGUGAGUGACUUCUCCCCCGAGGACAUCAUCGUCACCACCUCCAACAACCAGAUCGAGGUGCGAGCUGAGAAGCUGGCCACGGACGGGACGGUCAUGAACACUUUCACCCAUAAGUGCCAGCUUCCUGAAGAUGUGGACCCUACAUCAGUGACCUCGGCCCUGGGGGAGGACGGGACCCUCACCGUCCGGGCCCGGCGCCACCCGCAUCCAGAGCACGUGCAGCAGACCUUCCGGACUGAGAUCAAAAUCUGAGAAGCCCCUCACUGGGCCAGCCCAGGGUGUCUCCCUCCCCACCCCCACAGCCUCCUCCGGGUCAACUAAGCCACCAUCUUUGUCUUCCCUGCCUCUGACUGUGACUUCCAGAUCCAUCGGCUCCUCCCCAGUCCUCAACUCCCGGCCCCCUCCACCUUCCUGCAGCCCUUGGUGGGGACCCCAGGAGGCCGGGGAGGUGGGCCCGGGGUCAGGGGGGUCGAGUCCUACUCUGUUUCCCUUUGCCCUCCUCCCAGCCCAGGUCCCCAGGAGCAGGUCCUACUGCCAGUGUGGCUCCAGCUUGUCUCAGAGCUGAGGCUGAGUUCCAGCCUGGGGAGACACCUUAAAGCUGAUUGUUAUCCUUGGGGAACCAAGGAACUGCAAGCCACAGCCGUGGCAAGAGAGUCCUCAGGCCAGGAAGUCCGCGUCGGAGUGGGACGGGGGGAGGUGGGGAGGGGCACAGGAAACCAGUGGCCCAGAUGCUGUCAUCGAGUCACCAGAGCAUUUGGUUUGUCCAUUCCCUGCAGCAUCAUGGGGGUUUGGGGGCAUGACAGAUGAAGAAAAUGGUCAGAGAAGGCUUUGCUACCCUAAGACCUUGGCCCUGGGGAGGAGCGAGACCUCAUCUGUCCCCAGUGUAGGGAGAGAGGGGAUGGAAAAAGGGAGAUAUGGGGCUGCCGGGUCGUGGGAAGGAAAGAGGGGGCCGGUUGCCCAGAAACGGCCCUGGGCCAGGCCAGAGCCUCGAGGACAAAAUCUUGACCCUGUGAAUAGAAGUCCAGUCCCGAGCUGCCCCAGGCUUGGGUGGUUGGGGAGGCGGAUGAGGCCCCAUGGAGCUGGACAACCAGAGGGGCAGGAGGCCUGCAGGCUGACCCGGAGGAAAUGGGAGUGGCCCCUUGGCCUAGGGGGUGCUUGGGGAGGACCAGAGGAACAGGGGCCUGGAGCUGGAGUUGCGUUUGUAUAUAGAUGGGAUUUCUCUGGUGGCUUCCUGAUAAAUUAUUUGUAACCACUGUC
Tachyglossus aculeatus (Australian echidna) is the source of this 1548-nucleotide messenger RNA. It is a transcript of the gene HSPB7, whose product is annotated as heat shock protein family B (small) member 7. The record is from RefSeq and is a predicted model, not a curated record. The annotation marks the transcript as partial. The transcript is spliced from 3 exons. Gene Ontology annotation, cellular component: nucleus; cytoplasm. Lineage: Eukaryota; Metazoa; Chordata; Mammalia; Monotremata; Tachyglossidae. Gene Ontology annotation, biological process: heart development.